UUUCCUAAUGUCCAGUGACAAUUCUGUCUUUGCCCCAGAACAUACGAAAAUAUACCAAGACAUGAUACAUCCAUUGAGCCAUUAUUUCAUUGAUUCAUCACAUAACACGUAUCUUCUUGGACACCAAUUAACCGGGGAAUCUUCAAUUGAAGGUUACAUACGUGUUUUGCAACGGGGCUGCCGUUGCGUGGAAAUUGAUUGCUGGGAUGGACCAGAUGGUCGUCCUGUGGUUACGCACGGGCACACUUGGACAUCGAAAAUCCUAUUUAAGGAUGUCAUAUCGGCCAUUCGCACCUAUGCGUUUAAAGCCAGCCCUUACCCACUGAUACUAUCGCUGGAGGUUCAUUGCAGCAUAGAACAACAAGAUAAUAUGUCCACGAUUUUGCGCAAUCAACUAGGCGACUAUCUUGUUACCGGGUUUUUAUCGGAAAAUGAGAUGGCACUACCUAGUCCAACAGAGUUGAUGUACAAGAUUUUGUUGAAGCUAGAAUUUAAUGGUUCGUGA
Messenger RNA from Acaulospora morrowiae, 505 nucleotides. The record is from the annotation of a GenBank genome assembly. NCBI's taxonomy places the organism in Eukaryota, Fungi, Glomeromycota, Glomeromycetes, Diversisporales, Acaulosporaceae.